GAAGUGAGUAGUAACAUGAGGUGGUGAAUAGCUAUUCACUUUUGUGUACCAAGCGAGGCACCCAAACAAAACCCUGGUUCCUUUAACAUUUAACCGGGCGCCGUUGUUCGUUGAUAUUACGGUUUUCCGGAUUCACCGCCGACAGUUGGGUGUCCCCUUUUCCCUCCAUCAAAUUUGGCCGACGAUCUAUUGCCGUCUGGACCACCGACUUAUUCCUCACGCAUUGUCUCUCUCUAUCAGUGUGGUAGAAGAAGACUGUGGAUCAUAGUUGAGCUGAAUGCCUACAUUUAUCUCUUACUAGCAUUGGUUUCAGUAUAUUGUUUGUGGAUGGAGGUUGAAAAACCGGAGUUUGAGGGAUCGGAGAUUGAGUAUGUGAGCUAUAGCGGGGAGCAUCACCUGCCGAUGAUUAUGAAUCUGGUGGAUGAGGAGCUUAGCGAACCCUAUUCCAUCUUCACCUACAGAUACUUCGUCAAUCUCUGGCCCCAUCUCACUUUUCUCGCAUUCCACAAGGGGAAAUGCGUGGGGACGGUGGUGUGCAAGAUGGGAGACCAUCGCCAUACUUACAGAGGAUACAUCGCCAUGCUCGUUGUUCUCAGCCCUUACAGAGGCAGAGGCAUUGCAACUGAAUUAGUGACCAGGUCGAUCAGAGUGAUGAUGGAAUCAGGUUGUGAGGAGGUAACAUUGGAAGCAGAAGUUACAAAUAAAGGAGCACUCGCGCUUUAUGGCCGUAUGGGGUUUAUUAGAGCCAAGAGGCUUUUCCGAUACUACUUGAAUGGAGUUGAUGCUUUCAGACUGAAACUAUUGUUUCCACGUCAAGGACCUAGUUAUUCUGAAUCUGGGGUAUUAACCAUGGAUGAGGCGGCCCAUGGUGGCAGGAUGCAACCUGAAGAAAGUACUGCUCCGUGAUACAACUAAUUAAUCAGGUAGAUGAAUGAAGAUCAUAUUAAAGUUGUUUGUCAGAAUAUGUACAAUAACGUUUAUAUUUAGCGAAUUCAUCUGAUGAAAAUCUAAAAUCAGGAGGUGCUGAAAUCUUGCUAAUGCUUGUACAUUUUUCCAAUUUUGUUGCAUUUGGGGCGAUUUAGCAGGAAAUUUUAAUUUUCAGAAACAAUAAAAAAUAAAUGUAACCACCCUAUAUAUUUUGGCGUUUGUGCGGUUGAAUGUUAGAAUCGCAUUUGUGGAUGAUGUUUGAGGUUGACCGUGGAGGAUCAUUUUGAUGGGGUCUCAAAUAUAGACCGUAGAUAAAAUCAACGCCGCCUCCCUCCCUCUAUCUCGAGCAUUAUGCAGACGUCAUUGACCCAUGAUUUUUAUCUAUUUUAGUUGUAUUCCUAUUCUUUUAAUGAAACAUCUUUGACUGUUGGCAUACUUCAU
Molecule: messenger RNA, 1368 nt
Organism: Striga asiatica
Lineage: Eukaryota; Viridiplantae; Streptophyta; Magnoliopsida; Lamiales; Orobanchaceae
Source: the annotation of a GenBank genome assembly